AUGGACACCACCACGAUAACCACCAACAGCAGCGGCAGCAACCACAACCACCACGACGACGACGAGAGCCGCGGCGAUGUCGAGGAUCAAGCCACCGGCGGCGACGGCUGCGGGGCAAGCCGCGAAAAGGGGGAAGGCGGUGCGAGCGCGGGCAGCUCCGGGAGGCGGCCUCGAGGGCGCCCACCUGGCUCCAAGAACAAGCCGAAGCCACCGGUCAUCGUCACCCGCGAGAGCCCCAGCGCGCUCCGCUCUCAUGUUCUAGAGAUCAGCAGCGGGACCGACAUCGUUGAGGCCAUCUCCAACUUCGCCCGUCUCAGGCAGCGGGGCGUCUGCGUCCUCAGCGCGAGCGGCGUCGUCGUCAACGUCAGCUUGCGCCAGCUCGCCGCCCCUCCCGGAGCGGUCGUCACGCUACAUGGCCGGUUUGACAUUCUGUCCCUCUCGGGCUCCUUCCUCCCUCCGCCAUCGCCGCCUGGCGCGACCGGGCUCACAGUCUACCUCGCCGGGGGGCAAGGCCAGGUCGUCGGCGGCAGCGUGGUCGGGCCGCUCGUCGCUUCCGGCCCCGUGCUGGUGAUUACCGCAACCUUCACAAACGCCACCUACGAGCGGCUACCCAUCGAGGAAGAUGCCACCUCGGCCUCCGCUGGCACCGGUGCCUCUGAGGACCAGCUGCCGCAGGGAGGUGCGAGGGUGAGCGGGGGCACCGACGGGGGCCUCUCCCCUCAUGAUGUCGGUAGAAGGUUCGGGGGAGACCCGGCGGGAAUGCCUCUCUACAGUCUGACGGCGAGCCCCAUGAGCAAUGGCCAUCUUCACCAUGACCUGUUCGGAGCGUGGUCUCAGCAGCAGCCGCCGCACCGCCCCUCGCCGUCCUACUGA
This is a messenger RNA of Spirodela intermedia, 873 nucleotides long. The record is from the annotation of a GenBank genome assembly. Lineage: Eukaryota; Viridiplantae; Streptophyta; Magnoliopsida; Alismatales; Araceae.